This is a messenger RNA of Corylus avellana, 1758 nucleotides long. Its product is annotated as eisosome protein. Gene Ontology annotation, biological process: male meiosis II. The record is from RefSeq and is a predicted model, not a curated record. Lineage: Eukaryota; Viridiplantae; Streptophyta; Magnoliopsida; Fagales; Betulaceae.
UUCCUCUUUUUCCAUUAAAAAUAGAAAGAAACAAACCCUAGAAAACCCCCCACGCACUUGCUUCAAAUCUACUGACCGUUUUGUCCCUUGGGCUCUUCCUUCUCUGUCUCUCUCUAUCUCUCUGUGAAACGAUGAGAACACACUAGCGAAAAGGUCCGUCUCUGCGCGAACCCAAGGCACAGCGAGCGAAAUACGUUGUGGGUUUGGAGGAAAGAAGAGAUUUUUUUCUUUUUCGUUUCGGAUGGGUUGCUUUCUUGGUUGUUUUGGUUCCUCCAAAGAUGGGGGGAAGUCAAGGAAACGGAGUCGGAACAAGGUUCAGCCUCGUGACCGCCAAAGAAUUGUCAGUUGUACGCCUGUGCAAUCUGCUGUCCCUCAGGGCGCCUCCGAAAAUCCCACCAACAACUCCGUUUCACAAGUCCAGGAUGAGCCUGAGAAAGAGUUGAGCUUUAGGACCAGAAAGAAAGUAACAUUUGACUCCAAUGUCAAAACCUAUGAACGUGUCUCGUGUGAUGAAGCUCUGGACUUUUCAAUGGAGAGUGAAGGCAAGAAGAGGGAGGAGGAAAAUCUAACAAAAUCAAACCAAUCUAAGUCCUCCUCAGAAGACAGUUCGAUCACGUCAAGCUCGGGACCUUAUCCUCCGAAUCAUCGGUACCAGAAUUGGAGGGACAGUGAUGAUGAGUAUGAAGGACUAGACCAUGAGGAUAGUGAUCUUGAUUAUGAAGAAGAUGAUGAUGACGAGGACGAGGAGGAGGACGAGGACGAGGGACUAGAAGUUAAUGGUUUAUUUGAGGAUGAUGAUGGAAAACCGAGGAGAACUACUUCUGCAGCUCAUGUUUUUACUGGGGAGGUCGAUAGUUCUGUGCCAAUAUGUGGUUUACAUGAUGGGGGGGAUGCGAAGCCAGUUGGAUCUAACCCAUAUGCUCGAGAUAGAAGUCUGUAUGUUCAUCCUGUGCUGAACCCAGUAGAAAAUCUUACUCAGUGGAAAGCUGUUAAAGCUAAAGGGACACCACCAUUGAGGCCUUUGAAAGAGAAUCUUGUCUCAAAUGAAGAACAGAGAGCUUCUUUUGGUUCAGAGCCAGGUUUUAAGGAAUUGUCAUUCAGUUUCAAGUCAAAAACCGAUCAAGCCAAGAAGUCAAUGCAAGAAAUAGCAGUUGAUACUAGCUUAUCCAACUGGUUGGUUUCAUCUGACACGCCUCCCGUCAAUAAGACUAGCACAAUUGGUCCUAAUACCACCUUCACGCCCGAGAAUAGCAUGUCACCAGGAUCAAAUUCAUGGAGGAGCCACGAUGAUAGACCUAUUUUAGGAGCAUUAACUGUCGAAGAGCUCAAACAGUUUUCAGCUUCUUCUUCACCAAGGAAGUCUCCAAGUAGAAGCCCUGAUGAGAUGCCCAUAAUAGGAACUGUCGGGACCUACUGGAAUCACACCGCCAAGGAUUCUGGCUCUGUCUCUUCCUACAAAGGAAUUCCUAACACAACCAGCAAGUACAGAGAGGAUAAGAGAGUGAAUUGGCACUCUACCCCAUUUGAGACUAGGUUGGAGCGGGCUUUGAAUAGGGGUGUUGCUUAAUCUAUCUCUUCUCAUACUCCUGGUGUACGUUAGAAAACAAGCUUGUGUGUGAUAUCGGGUGGGAGAUUUGUUGUGUUUCUAGCAACUAUAUAUGUCAAUUCUUUUGUGAAGGUCAAUUUGGUUGUGUGACAUUCGUUUGCUAUUGUAAUUUCUUGACUGUUUAAUACAAUUCGAUUUAUUCUUUUGGUUCA